Hyaloscypha bicolor E is the source of this 663-nucleotide messenger RNA. RefSeq lists its product as uncharacterized. The transcript has 3 exons. NCBI's taxonomy places the organism in Eukaryota, Fungi, Ascomycota, Leotiomycetes, Helotiales, Hyaloscyphaceae. The annotation marks the transcript as partial. Gene Ontology annotation, molecular function: FMN binding. The record is from RefSeq and is a predicted model, not a curated record.
AUGGUAUUUUACGAGCCUGAGCUCACGCGACAUAACCUCCCUAGAGAUCCAUUCAAGUCAUGUGUGGUUCCUCGACCUAUAGGAUGGAUCUCAACUCGAUCUGUCGAUGGCAAAGAUAACCUUGCUCCAUAUAGUCAAUUUAACAACCUCACUUUCGACCCUCCCUACGUCAUGUUCGCUGCAAACCAAACAGAAGUCAACACUCGCAAAGACACAGUAGUAAACGUCGAGUCAACCGGCUCCUUCGUCUGGAAUAUUUGCACUUGGGACCUCCGUCAAGCCAUGAACAUCACCAGUGAACAGCUCCCCUCCUCCGUGGAUGAAUUCGCCAAAUCAGGACUUACGAAAAUGCCAUCAGCGGUUCUCAAACAUACCGUCCCAAUGGUCUCAGAAUCUCCUAUAAAGUUUGAAUGUUCUUACUUCUCUACGCUGCGGCUGCCCGGAAACCCUCCCAUGGGAACUGUGGACUUGAUAAUUGGGAAGGUGGUGGGGAUUCAUAUUGAUGAUGGGGUGUUAACGGAGGGUAUAGUAGAUUUGAAGAAAGUAAUGCCGAUUGCGAGGUGUGGGUACUAUGAGUAUGCGGUCGUGAGAGAGACGUUUACUAUGAUGCCUCCGGGAGACGGGAAGAUGGCUAUUGGAUUGGAAGGAAGCACGGCUGGGAAU